UGCGUUUAUUGUAAAGAGAUGAUUUGUUUAAUGUUUGUAAAUUGAAUAUAGUUGAAAUGUGAUAAUUCUUAAUCUGCUUAGCAACAUUUCUAAACUGCAAAAACAAAAACAUAAUGAACUCUAAGUAACAAAAUUUAUUAAAAUUAAUACAAAAUAAAAGCAUUUUUUUGCUUAAAUUUAAAUUAACUAUAGUAAGUUAAUAUAACUUUGACAAAAUGGAUGCUGCUAUGGUCUAUGCAAAUACGGAGGCCGACUUUAUGUCUGACGAUGGCAUGGAAGAGACUACUUUCAUUUCAUUAAUUACAGAGGAAACCACAACAAAACCACCGAAUCAUGAUCCUUCCGUGUCUAUGAAUAACUUUUAUCCAGCUUUAGUACAGUGUUUCGGCAUCAUCAUAUGUGGCAAAAAAACGUAUAAAACAUGCUUACCCCUUAUCUUAUGGAAGAAGAAAUCAACACCAAUGGUUCUGUUUUUAUUGAUGGUCACAUUCAGAUUUUCUUCAUUGGCCAUGUACCAAGGCCAAUUUUAUUAGUCCAAAAGAAGUGCAUAUUUUUAAAGAACAUCGAUAGCUGAUAAAUCCUCUUUGGGUUUCAAAUAAUAUACAAUUCAAAACCAAUACAAAGCAUGAUUAGCCACUUAUAGAAAGAAAGGUCAUUGUCUCCUUGACUCUGUUGCGGGCUCUAUUGAUGUUCACAUUCAGAUUCUCUUCAUUUUUGAAUACUUCUGAUAACUUUUUGAACAACAAAUAGUGAGAAUUUUUCAAGAACAAGUGUAGUUAAUGAAGCACCUUUGGAUUUAAAAUAAAAUGCAAUAUUCAUUCAUUAAAUGGAAUAUAAUUUAGAAGGUUUAUCAAGUACCUGAAAUGGAUCAAAUUAAAAAUCAAGCAAAGGACAAAAUCUCAAAUCUUUUUAACUAG
Messenger RNA from Teleopsis dalmanni, 917 nucleotides. RefSeq lists its product as uncharacterized. Bases 216 to 533 code for a protein of 105 amino acids. The record is from RefSeq and is a predicted model, not a curated record. NCBI's taxonomy places the organism in Eukaryota, Metazoa, Arthropoda, Insecta, Diptera, Diopsidae. The transcript is spliced from 2 exons.